AUGGCAUAUCAUCACAAGUCUGGGUAUCAAAAAGCUAAAGACCGUGAAGAUAAAAAGAAACGUGAGGAAGCGGUCAUUUCAAAAACUGUUAAAAUAACUGAGCUUUUUCCUACGAUUAGUGUCAAUGUCAAUAGAGAAGACCCACCAUCGAAUUCACCUUUACCAUGUGUUGGUCAGUGUGGUUUGCCUGGUCAAUUUGGUCAUGAAUUUGAACCUGAUAACAGUGUUGCAGCUGUAUGCACUCAAUCUAUCUCUCACUCUGAAUCUUAUGAUAUGGUAGACGCAGAGACACUUUCUCAGAAACCAGAAGCACAAGCUGGUUCCAAAGGUGAUGACAAUUCCUUUUCCACUGACAUUGGGCAAUGGUCUGAAGUGGAAAUCAAUGAUACAUUCUGUAACUUUUGGGUAACUCGUGGCAGUGAAUGUUGUCAACAUUCAAAUGCUGACUUCACUAGUUCAAUGCAAAUUGAUGGAAAACAGAAGCGCUACUGCUCACAGAAUCUCUUUUAUCGUGUUCAUUCUCACAAUGGUGAGAAAGUCCCAAGGUCAUGGUUGUGUUAUUCACCAGCAACAUCUUGCAUUUACUGCUUUGUAUGUAAAUUAUUUUCUGCUGAUGAUAAUUCAUUCUCAAGGAAUGGUUUUUGUGAUUGGAAAAAUGCAGCUUCACGAAUACAGUCACAUGAAAACAGCAUUGCACAUAGAAAUGCAACAAUCACAUUCAGCCAAAGAGUACAAGUCAGAGGAUGUGUAGAUUCAGCAAUAGUUGAGCAAUACAGACAGGAAUGUGCAUAUGCAAAAUCUUUUGAUCCAUUCCUUUCCAGUCAUAUUGAAAACCAUGGUGGUAAGGGGAAAGGCUCUGUUUCAUACCUGUCAUCAACAAUUUGUGAUGAGUUAAUUGAUGUCAUAAGAAAGCAAGUUAUGAAAACAAUAUUGUCUGAAAUACGUGGAGCAAAAUUUUAUUCGAUUUCUGUUGACUCUACUCCAGACAUAUCUCAUGUUGAUAGGCUGUCAUGUGUCUUUCGAUAUGUUUUGAACGAUGGCCCUAUAGAAAGGUUUGUGCAAUUUUUAAGCAUGAAAGGACAUGGGGCAGAAGAUUUGUUUAACAGUUUAUACAGCUUUCUGGAAGAAGCAAAGUUGGAUAUAAAAUAUUGCCGAGGUCAGUCCUACGAUAAUGCUAGCAAUAUGGCAGGAAAAUAUUCAGGGUUACAGGCACGCAUUCGAGAGAAGAACCCAUUGGCUGAAUAUGUGCCAUGUUUUUCACACUCCCUUAAUUUAGUCGGUGCAUCAGCUGUAAACUGCGUGACAACAACAGUGUUAGAGAACAUUGCUGAGGACCCCGAGGAGAAGGUUGAAGCUCGCACUACAGCUGCAGGAAUUGCAAAGAAGAUGGAUCAGUUAGAAUAUGGAAUUUUAUUAGAACUCUGGACACCCAUAUUAGAUCGCUUUCAUAAGACCAGUUUAAAACUGAAAAGUCCACAACUUGAUCUAAACGAGGCUGUUUAA
Messenger RNA from Hydra vulgaris (swiftwater hydra), 1503 nucleotides. Its product is annotated as zinc finger MYM-type protein 1-like. NCBI's taxonomy places the organism in Eukaryota, Metazoa, Cnidaria, Hydrozoa, Anthoathecata, Hydridae. The record is from RefSeq and is a predicted model, not a curated record.